CACACACACACAAAGGUCCACCACAGCGGCCAAAAAAUUAACUUAUUUUCCCAGGGUUGUUCACAUUGAACACUUCUCAAUAACCCUCCUAGCGACGUCCCUCCGUUUAACCGUGCUUUGUCACUGUAGCAUUUGGUGGGUGCUUUACCGUGAAACAGUCGAUGGGAUCUGGGCGGGACCUACUCGCCUUUACUGCUUGAACUUCAUUACUCUGAAAUCUCUACGAUCUACCUGGACGACCGCUUGAUAUCUCAGAUCGCUUGCUGAAAUACUUCUGCGGCUACCUCAUCUACCUCAGCCAUCCUGAUCAAGACCUGUCACUGAAAGGUGACUAUGAGGACUGAGACAGGGCCUGGGACUGAGGUGACACCCCAACAUGAGGGCACUGAAGUUACCAUUCCAGAGUCAGGCUCAGAUGGUAAAACGGCGAAAGAGGAUGUCAAUCCUUAUGAUGACACUGAAGAUGUACAUGAUGCAUCAGACAGAACAACAUCCAACAAGAGUCCAAGAUCCCCUCAAAAAGGCUUAAAACGGUCCAAGACUGUUCCCUUUAAAGUCACACUUUUGGACAGCUCUAUUUAUGAAGAGAACAUUGAGAAGCAAUGUAAGGGGCAGGUUCUCCUGGACCUGGUGUGUGAACAUCUAAACUUGUUGGAAAAGGACUAUUUCGGCUUGACCUUCAGUGAUUCUGACAGCCAAAAGGUCAGAGAUCUAUUCCAAAUGCUUCUAUCAUUUAAUCUCAGACGUAUAAAGACUCACAAAUAAUACAUUAAUAUGGAA
This is a messenger RNA of Carassius auratus (goldfish), 780 nucleotides long. RefSeq names its product band 4.1-like protein 1. Gene Ontology annotation, cellular component: cytoskeleton; plasma membrane. The record is from RefSeq and is a predicted model, not a curated record. The transcript has 5 exons. NCBI's taxonomy places the organism in Eukaryota, Metazoa, Chordata, Actinopteri, Cypriniformes, Cyprinidae. Gene Ontology annotation, biological process: actomyosin structure organization. Bases 334 to 765 code for a protein of 143 amino acids.